GCUUUUCAUGUUCAACCUGGAGAGGUUAAUCCAUACUGGGAGCCACCUCCUUUACCAAAAGGUACUUUUUUUGUUGGCUAAAAAAAUAUAUUUCUCUCAGCGAAUUCCAAGUUUUUGUGCGAAUUUGCUGGUCUAAAACGUUAGCUAUCCUUAGGGGGAGGGGAACAAUAAACAUUUAUUACAAGAAAAUUAUGAAUAGAGGAAAUAAAUAGUAAGAGCCUUAAAUAUGGUAACAUAUUUGGUGGUUGCUCUUUCGUCUUUUAAAAUUGUUUUCACUCCUUGGAUUUGAGGAGAAGUCUAUCGCGUCCUCGAGGUUGCGCGCGCAACGUUUUAAUGAAAUUCUUUUUCAUUUGCCUUCUUGUCGUAAUACCAUUUUUCAAAGGAAAACAUUUCCAAAGAUAAAGAACAGUUUCGCCAAAAAAGUCUGAAAAAAUUGAAUUUUCAUGGCACUCUUUGUUCCUAAAAUGUUGAACUGAUUUUAUUCUGCCAGUAUAUUUAAGUGUAAAUUUUUCCCCACAUCUUUGACAUGUAGGUGAUCAGGACGGUUGACGGUAAAGACUUAGGCUCCAGUCAUUAUAACUUAUUAACUAUGUUAAUUUUUUUGCCACAGCUCUUCAGAAAAAGAUUGAUGAAAAGAAUUUCGCUAAGAAGCCGGAUCAUAAAGAAGGUAGUUUGAAGCAAGUUUUUAUUUUCGUCGUUUUUUCCUAUGGAUUCUCCAUCUAGCGAUUAAUCUUUAUUUGUAUAUCAUCAAUUAAUCUGAUUGCGCUUUUCCCCACAAAGCUGUUCAGAGAGUGAGGCUUGGCAAAAUCUAAAAUUACAAAGUUCUUUUUCAAAGUAUUUUCUUUUUUGUGGGGAGGGGAGGGUUAAUUGUUGUUGCUCUCGACUUAAAUUUGCCGCCUUAAAUAAUUCAGAGAAUCCUAACGAUCGAACAAGUCAACCAUAAAAUGUAUCUCCUACUAAUCAUGCCGGCUUGUUUCUCGAUUUCUUCCGUAGAUUCUGAGCUUAACAUUUAUGCACAAAUAACUCGACAACGGACCGACCUUAUUAGACCAAAAGGUACUUACUGUCGACUACCUUGUAAUCCUUUGAUGCGCAUAGAUUUUUUUAAUAUAUAUUUUCUUCGAGUUUUGUUUAAGUAGCACUACCUUAUUGGUCUUAAAAUUUCAGCAUUUGACCAUAAAAUAUACUAAACCUCUAGCUGAAGCUUAUAUUAGAGUAACCAAACACAUUACAAAUGAAUCGGUAACCGUAACGUUAUCAGUCCAUACCAAUCACAUUAUUAACAAGUAUGACCUGUGAUCGCCAGGCCGUUUUAUCUGCAACUUUUCGAUUGUUUUUUAUCACUUACAAUUUUACCGAAAAUAUUUUCCAAUGAUCCUUUAGAUCUAGUAUAGUAUUUGAUCACCACUGCAUGUUCUCACUCUCGAGUUUUGUUCAGGUAGUUAUAGUUUUUAUUGGUCUUAAAAUUUCAGCAUUUGACCAUAAAAUAUACUAUAAACUCUAGCUGAAGCUUAUGAGAGUAACCAAACACAUCGCAAAUGAAUAGGUAACCGUAACGUUAUCAGUCCAUACCAAUAUAUCACAUUAUUAACAAGCAUGAGUUGUGAUCGCCAAGAUGUUUUAUCUGCAACUUUUCGAUUGUUUUUUAUCAGUUACAAUUUUACCUAAAAUAUUUCCAAUGAUCCUUUAAAUCUAGUAUAGUAUUUGAUCACCACUGCAUGUUCUCACUCUUGGUUAAUUGAUAUUUGUAUAACGGCAUAUAUAUUUUUUUCUACAGCUAUAAGGCUUAAGCCCGGCGACAAAAAUCCGUUGCUAUGGGAAACGAACGGCGUUAAACCGCCAGGUAACGUGUCCUGAGUUUCUUCUGCAGCUGUUUUUUACUUUUCCUCCUUCAAUUGUUUUCUUUGUAAAAAAAUAUUUCUCAUUGGAAAAAAUUAUUCACCUUAAGGCGUUUUGGUUUUAUCUUUAGUUGAUCACAUUGAAAAUGGUGGAAGAGAUCCCUACUGGAACCCGCAAGGAGAAAUCCCAUUGCGUUACUAUGGCGUUCAGGUAAUUGAUUAUUUGUAAGGCGAAAACCCGCCGGUCCGUUAACAAUGAACUCUGUUCCCAGGGUUCUCUCCUCUCCCUUAACACAGUGGGACCGAGCUUGGUUCGUAGAAAGUAAGUUGGGAUAGCCUUUUAAAUCUUGUUCCUUGCUCUGAACUGAGGAAAGCCAUUUCUUGGAUCUUGAAUCUUUUGUUAUUCUCUCAGCUAGUAGAUAGAGUCAAAGUGGUCUUUUUGUAAGCAAAAUCAAGGAAAUCCGGCAUACUGAAAUUUGACUGCAAACUUAGUUCAAAGGCAAAAGACCUUUCACUCCCUGCAAAAUUAUCAAACUUAUUAUUUUAAGAAGACAUAAACUGAGACUAUUAAAUGGCUGACAGUAGGGUAUUAUAAAAGUUAAAAUAUUUUUCUUUCCAGCCCGUUCCCGUUCAGUACCAACAGUUCCCGUAUAAUCCUGCAGUUCAGCAAGGUUGGGCUGGCGGAAUUCAACUGCAGCCAGGUCAUGCCCCGUUUAUGUAAGUUUUUACUUUUUACGCACCUAUCCACAAGCCUUUUAUGCAAAUAUGACUUCCACGUUCUGCUGUUGUCAGGUAAACAUUCAUAGUAAAUCUAUGGGAUUGGCUCAGACAGAAACAAAUUGUUCACAUAAAUAAUGCUAUCACAGUUUUCAUGUUAGCUCCAUAUUAUUUUGUCACACAGUCAACCAUACUGGACAACGACUGCACCACAACAACAAUAUGCAGCUCAACAGCAAUUUGCCGCAAUGCAAGCUCAGCAAUAUGCAACACAGCAUCAGCAAGUUGCGACACAUCAGCAGCACGUUGCGACACAACAGCAGCAAGUUGCGGCACAACAGCAGAACGAUGCAACACAGCAGUGGAAAGUUGCCACAAAACAUCAGGAAAGUGCCAAACAACAACAAGACGAGGAAAAGAAACAAGAAGAAAAGACCGGCACCACCAAGACUAUUCAAAAACGUCUCGAGUAGGUUUUAGUUUGUAGUUGACAGAUCGUGCUAGCCAAUUUAUUUGUGUUAUCGUUGCACAUAUUCUACCUCAGUGAACGUGCCAAAGAUAACCGGUACCGCAUUUUUGUCAUACAAACCUCUCAGUUCUUUUAAUCAUUUGUGCAAUACUUGAUAAGCACACGUUUGAUUGUAGGCUCCAUUUCUGGCUAUUUAAGAGGGCUUCAUUUGAUAUCCGGUCAAAGCAAUUUCUACUUUAGCAUGUGUGGGAUGAAACCAAACGCGUGCCGAAAAACGGUACCAAUCUCGUCACCAAUGCUCUCGGAUCUUACGGCUCCCUAGCCUGUACACAGACCCUCUAUUUUCUCUUCAAAGUCCGUCGAGCGCGGGAGAUAAAAUAUAAACCACAGGAGAUUUAUUGACCGCCAGCGCAAGGAGGUAGUCGUGUUUUUUUCUCGCGCUCCGCGCUCGUUCUCGCGCGCUCGCUCGCCGAUGUUUUUGAGAAGAACGAAAAGAAAAAGAAAACGACGUCUGUGUACAGGCUAACGGCUGCCAGUGGGGUUAAGAUUGUUCAUGAGGCGGUAGAUAUAGGGUCCCCAAUAGAGUGUUUUCACUCACGUGGCCAGCGUCUAUGCAAAUGUAUUGAAACAAAAGAAAGCGUUUUCAUUAGAAAGGAAUUUAACUCCCACAGGACUCGUUUGGGACACCAACAUGGCCCCCGUUUGAUUGUUUUGGGACACCAAUAUGGUCGCCGUGACGUCAGCAUUGUGAAAACACUCUAUAGGUUUUUCGGGAUCCGAUAGUUCCCUUUUUUUGAAGCUCGGGAUUCGAGAUUUUGAAGCACAAUCGGACAAGAUUCGGGAUUUUAAGUAUGCACGUGAGUUAGAAAGCCCAAAUGACCCGCGGGAUUACGGGAUUAAAAGACCUUACUGGGGACUUUCGUACAUAAACAAGGCUAAAGUAUUUGCUCUGUUUUUUACACAGAGAAAUGAAACAAACUCUGGAUAAAGAAAGAGAGGAAUUGUCCCUGAAAUUGAAACGACAAUCAAGAAGAGUCAGUGAUCUUGAAAUCAAAGACAAACAACAACAAAAUGAGGUAAGAGAGGAGUCCAGGGCAUUUGUGAUAAAUAGAGAACCAACCAUAGUCUUGUGACCGGCUCCCUGAGAAGAGUAGAUGAUACUGCUGUUUUAUGUCAAUUAUGUGAUAAACUAAGGGAUUUUUAACCAUAUUCAUAUAAAGCUCCUGUGGAGUUAUGAAGAAGAUAUCAAACAAAUUAAACAAACAAAAAAACUUCUGUUUGCAGGUUGAACUAUAUUUUCUUCUUUUGCUGUAACUAAUAUAGACUUCAAAAAGAAGCCAAAAUUAAUGGGUAAUCAGUUUCUCCUCAAUGGGAAAACCUUGAGUAAGCAACAGGCAGAAAGCAGUGCUCGGAAAUACUUGUUUGCCGUUUGUUAUGACUUUUCAUGUACAAGGAUAAUAAUUAGUUCAGUAGUAACUAGAUAUAUUUCGUAUACAAUUUACGCAGAUCAAGGAACAGACAAAAGCAAGAGAGAUUGCUGAGGACAUGUAAGAACAUUUUUAAUGACGUACUACUAUUUCGAUUCAGUGGUCAGGGGCGGACCAAGGAUACAGGAAUUUUUAGUUGGGAAAUGGGGGGGGUGGGGGGGGGGGGGGGGGGGGGGGAGUUUGGUUCAGAAAGGCCUGUUGAACGUUUUUGUGGCAAAUUACUUCUCACAGAGACGACCACGUGUUUCUCAACCUGUGAACGCCGGUCGCCAUUGGCGCGGCAAGUACUGCUUUGCGAGCAGAAGCGAACAGAUCAUAGGAGGGUAGACAAAAACGAUUACAUUUUUAAAUCCCUGUGAUUAUGGCGCGUUCAUAAACAAACAGUGAUAUACGAUUCUGUCGAUGAACAAUAAUGCAGCUGCAAACAAGCGUCAGGUCUGAUGGGGGGGGGGGGGGGGAUGUGGUUUGUGGUUCUGACCCCCCAGGCCAUCAACCUGGAUCCGCCACUGGUGGUAGAAAACAUUUAAUGUAAGAUUAUUUCCAAGAAUCGUCCAUGCUGACAUCAGUGAUAUUUUUAUUUUCGUUGUAAAUUCAAGGUGGAAGAAAAUUGAGGAGGAGAAGAAUGCCUUGGAUGCCAUGAAGCAAUCAUUGGAGAAGGAAGGCGGCAAGAUAAACCGGGUUCUCCUGGUACGAAUUUUUUCUUAUUCGUUAAAACGUUAACAAAAUUUGUAGCCUCCCUCUCAGCCGUUUUUAGUGUCGUGACGCAUGACGCCCCCCCACAAACGGCUACCAGUUACGAGGCAUCGAUUGAUUAUGAGGAAGUUUCAAGCUAAUUUAAAGUUUAUUCAUUUCUUAGAAAACAGAACGUGACCUUUCGAAAGCACAGGAGAGGAUCCUUAAUUUGGAAGCUGAUAAUGAAGCACAAAGAAGAAAGCUCGAGAAAUUCACAGAUGAAUUAUCUCAGGAAUUUUCCGCACUUCGCGCCACUUAUAACGAGGUAAGUGGAAUUUAAUAUAUAAACUAUGAAAAAUUAUUUAUAGGAAUUCUCCCUUUAAAAAAAGAGACGUUACCUAUCCCCACUUCCCUAUACUACAUGGUAUGCAUAAAUAAAAGCAUGAGUUAAGAUUUAACUUUAACCCGGGGACACCUCUCCAGAACACACGCCUAAAAGGCACCAAAAGUUUGUAAAGGACAGCUCUUGUAUUUAUUGGCUUACACUGUAUACAUGUAUUUCUGAUUUUGUGUCUUUUGUUUUCUCUCUGCGAACCAAAGUUGCAAGAAAGGCUGCGAGUUGAAGAACGGUAAGUGCUUUAUCUCUUUUGCUUUUAGAAAUUGUAACAACUGAACAAAUCUGAACAAAUUGAACAAAUUUUCAGAAUUACCUUCAUUUUCUGUUGUGAAGCUGCAAUGAAGGCUUUUAUGAAACGACAUAGAAAGAGGCCAAUAAAAGUAUUUAAAGAAAAAAAGGGAAAAAAUAGCAAAAUUGAUUCCAGGAAAAACUAAAAAUGUGUUGCAUUCUACAGGGAUCUAAAAAUAAGUGACAAGGACCCGGUGAACAUCUUUGAUCUUGAGUAAAUUACAACUCACAUCCCAUGUAGUUUAUUGGCUUUUACAGUAGAUAGAUACCUACUAGCAGUCGGUACCUAAGCUUUAGCAAAGGCACCACAGUAAGUGAUUAUUUCUUUAAAUUGUUUUAUUUUAGCACCGCUUCACAGACCAUACAUGGACUGAAAGAUGAGGUACUUUGUCUGUAGCUUGAAAAAACUGAAUAUUGCCUCUUUUUUAACAAAAAAUUGACAUGUUUUAUAGGCCAAGCCAAAAUCAACAGAUACAGUUUUUCUUCUUUGAACUGGUUUCUGUAUUUUUUGCAGAAGUUAUUUUUGUAGUACUUGUCAACAAAUUACUGUAGGGUACUCCACAAUGAAAAGAACGAGUUUUGAAAGCAUACAUUAGCAUACAUUAGCAUAGUCAAAGCAGAAGAAUUUGGAACUGCGGUAGGAUUAGCUCAGCCGGUAAAGCGCUUGUUUGCAGACCGAGAUGUUGCCGGUACCCGACCAAUACUCAGGGUCGUAAAUUAGCUGAGAAAUGAAGGCUGGAAUUUCGCAUGAUUUGGACAACCACGGCGGCGGUUCCGUCUCAGUAGUAGACUUAAAUAGUUGUCCCAGUUAGUAGUUUCGUGCUAAAUACAUUUACACUCAUGUAACGCGCAUUUUUAUUGUUAUUCUUUUCGUCUUUAGUAUGAAAUGCUAACGAAAGUUUUUCAAACUUGCAGGUCGCUUAUUUUAAAUCGUCUUACCAGAAAACCACCGAAGAGUAAGUAAGACAUUACUAGGUAGAAUAAAUCCUCAAAGUUUCGUUUUCGGCAUAACACGGGCAAUUUGGCGCAAGAAACUUGCCUGCAUGCGGAAAGUUUUUCGUUCUUAAAGAUGAGUUCAAAUUUCUCGACAAUGCAAGUUUGUAAUAACAAAGAUCCGUUUAUAUAGUUUUGACGGUUGUUUUCGAUACUACACUGACUCUUCUCAGAAUUACAGACUAAUGAUAUAUUGCUUCGUCCGCGUUAAGCCUUGAUUUAUGUGGAGUCAGGAGUUCUUGGCAUUGCUUUUAAUCUCGUUGGUCGCGAAGCUGACCAAAAGCAUCGAAGCUUUGAGAACGAAAAUGCAACAAUCAUAUAAACAAUAAAGAUAUGAUAAUAGUAUAUCUAGCAGGCUUUACGAGGUUAAUUCGAGGUUUAUAUAUGUACAUGGCACUCUAUUUUACUGUCAUUUGACGAUCGCGUACUUAUUGUACUUAUGGUAACAUUUUGUGACGAUUCUUUUGUAACGGUUUUCAUCCAAAAUGAAGAAGACCCACUGUUGUACACGGUUGAAAAAAAGUCGUUCUGAAGAAUUGUUAUUAUUUGUAUAACAUACGUGAUGCACGUUCUGUCUUUCUAAAUAGUAUUUUAUAAUAAAUAACAAUACGUUUUUUGUAUUUUAUUUCAGUUUAGGCAUUGCUAAUCAAGAGCAACGUUCCUUGGCCCAGCGGUGUGAGUUGUGGAAGAAAAGCUCUCACGAAAAGGAUUUGGUUUGUGAACGUGCAGAGAAAGACAAAGCUGUUCUGUCUGAGAAGAUUCAGGUGAGAAGAAUAAUAACUACUUGAUUUUUUAAGUGGAAAAGUAUAGCUUUCAUUUAUGACUGUAAGUACAUCCUUCUUAACUGGCUAUGAAAGACUGGAAGCUAGUCAGAUUGGUUUGCUCAACUCAGUCGGAAGGCCUGGCUUCUAAGGCCUCUAAAAAUUUUGAAGAGUUGACCACACAUAGAUAUACCAUUUGAAAUCUACGUUAACGAAGUUCUGGCAAUCUUUGAUGCGACAGCUUUUCUUUGAAUUGUCAGAAAUGAAGGAUAAAAAGUACCCGAACAAAGUAUGAACAGACUUAGUCAGAUACCGUGACAAUAUUUGGUCAGAAGGACAAAGGUCAACAGAGAAUGCUAUUUUAUUAUUGUAAAUGGAUAUUUGACCAAUCAGAGCGCGCUUUACCUAAUAUUGAAAUUAAUUGAUACUUAUUAUUAAUUUUUCACACUUAAAUAGUGAAUUCCAAAAAAAAAAACAAAACAAAAAACAAAAAAACAACAACAAUGUUGUACGUUUUCUGUUCUCUUUUUGAUGGCAUUGUGAAUGUUUGUAUGUUAUUUGUGUUCUUUUUGUGGUUUUAAUGAAAAUAUAGUGUACAUGGCCGUCGAAAUUUGUUUGGAUACUUUGUGUUUUGUAGUAUUUUUAAAUUUAUUUGUUACGUUUUUAAUUGUAUUCACUAUUUAAGUAUGAAAAAUUAAUAAUUUAAGAUGUGAAAAUAAUUGAAACUUACCUCUUCUUCGCAUAGAGGGUACCAGUGAUGUACAAACGAAGGAUGACCUCUCCAUGAAAUAGAGAACAUUUUUUAAAAAGUUUAUUUUUGACACGAACCUCGAUUGUGAUCCUAACUUAAUCCCUCCUCUUUUGUUUUAUACUUUAGUCUGAGAAGGCAGCAAAGAUUGAACUGCAAGAGUAAGUAACUCCCUUGUCAUCCUUGGCCGCGAUCAAAUACGGUCUACAGCAACUUAAGAAAUUUUUAAAUUUAGACCUAUAGUCUGAGCAAAGAGUGCAUGUUUUAAAAGAAAGUUAUUGCCUUUAGUCCAAGUUACUUCCAGGAUGAAAACAGGCAACUUCUGGCUUUUUCUUAAACUUUUUGUGCAAUUAGGUCCGUUUCACGAUGAAAAUUUCAAAAGUGGCAGAACAACCUACUUGUUAUUAAGUCAAAAAAUAAAAAUGACUAUUCUAGUAUUUCUAGCACUCGAUAAAAAGGCUGAACCUUACCAGUGUAGGCCUGUCGGAGUCGUAAUUACAAGGGCAGAGGGUUAUGAUGUUUAGUGAAACCAGCGUUUCGAUCAACUUACAACACUGUCGAUCACAAUACAGUUGAAGUCAGUUUGUCGGAUUGGUAAGAAAAGGCGGAAGAGCUAAAUCAAUCACAAUAUAUGGCAACAAAAUUAAUGGUAACCAAUAUUUUUUUAUGUAUUGAUGACUGAUCUAUUCUGCCGCUAGCUGAAAAAUGUUGACGUAAACGGACGGAUAAGGUAGAAGUUUUGAUUUUUAUAAAGAAAUUGGCUUAUAUUUUCGGGAACAUAACAGUCCGAAAUUCCGAAAUAGUUACAUGUAUUUUAUUCGUACUUAAAAUUAAAAGCCUUCGCUACCCAGAUCUUACAGGUCUGUAAGUUCGACCGUUAGGGAUCUGGGUGCGAGAUGUUUCAAGACGAGUCCAAGUCUAAGGGUAACAUGUAGGUAGGCAUAUUAUAUAUUUAUUUUUUACUGUUUAACCUCUGUCGUUUUCAGAAAUAACGAGACCCUCAGGGUAGAAUUAGCUGCAUUCAAGAAGCAAAAUGUUGUGCUUAUGCAAGAAGUUGAACUUCUCAAAGAACAGGUGAGUAAAUAAAAAAUUGGAAUUUGUCUUUAAUUGUUUUUUCGAAAGAUUUUUUCCCGAGAAUUUCCCCAGUUUAACAUUAUCUUAUGAUGUACGGGUUGAGUUGAGCAAGGCCAAAAAAAAAAAGGGUUUUACAGACAUAGUACGAUACAUUUAAACAUUAUUGAUUAAAGUUGUUCUCUCCUUUUCAGAAUUACAAUCUGCGAUAUUAUGGUGGAGUAAUUGGAAAAUUCCGAAGGAUGAAACGCUUCAUCGUAAAUACUUUUCGACGAUUUUCAUCAUAA
This is a messenger RNA of Porites lobata, 9728 nucleotides long. NCBI's taxonomy places the organism in Eukaryota, Metazoa, Cnidaria, Anthozoa, Scleractinia, Poritidae. The record is from the annotation of a GenBank genome assembly.